Molecule: messenger RNA, 2613 nt
Organism: Phyllotreta striolata
Lineage: Eukaryota; Metazoa; Arthropoda; Insecta; Coleoptera; Chrysomelidae
Source: the annotation of a GenBank genome assembly
AGAAAUUAUUACAAUUAAUAAUCCAACAAAAUGUAUAAGGUACCUAACUUAAGUUUUCUAGUUGAUAACUACAAAGAAAUGAAUAUUCUAAACGCAAUCAAGUAAUAAUUUUGACAAAAUAACAAAAGUAAAAAUAUGAUUCUAUUGUUCUUACUAGAAGGAUUGUUGGAAAUUAUUUUAGGAAACUGAAGAUCCAGCCAAAAGCCAAAUUAAACAAGUUUUUGGUAGAGAAUCCAACAAUCGAACUGUUACUUUGCAGAAUUUAUUAUCUGCAGGUAUUUUAGAACCUGGACCUGGUGCUAUGACAAUUGAGUAUUUGGGCCAGAAAUUCGUUGGAGAUUUAUUGCAAGACGGGAAAAUUCGCUCUCAGGAAACAGACACAGUUUUCGCUUCGCCCAGCGCUUGGGCAAUAGCUUGUAAACGAUUUAUUAAUCCAGAAAAAAAAUCCGGAUGCGGCUGGGCCUCUGUCAAAUACAGGGGGAAAAAAUUAGACGCCUUUAAAAAUAUUUGGUACAAGAAGAAGAAAGAGGACGACGAAAAACACGAAAAACUCUUGCAAGAAAGAGAAGCUGCAAAUAUGGAGCAACUUUUGCAGAGGAGCAUGAUAAAUUCGAUGAUGUUUCAAAGAAUGGUUGUUAAACACAACACUAUUACAAACAGAUCCAUAACUCAUGAUACUAACACUAUGGUCGAGUGCGUGCCAUUUUCGAGCCUAGGAAAGCUCCAACCAUUUCUAAUAACAAUGUCCACGAAUUGCGCGUUUCUCAUGGACUUUCACUGCCACUUGAACAAAAUCGAAGUGUCCGGUUAUCUAGCCGGCCAUUGGGAUUCCACCACGCAAAAUUUGCAAGUAACCCGAGCGUUUCCCUGCCGUUGUUCCAAAACCGACCGGACCAACUCCCGCCAAAUCGAAACGGAAAUCCGAAGGACCAUCGAAAGGGAGAAGCUCACGUUAAUCGGUUGGUACCAUUCACAUCCCAGCACCGCUUCGGCUCCUACACUCAGAGACAUAGACGCUCAAUUGGACUAUCAAAUCAAGAUGAAAGGCACCAACGAUAACACUUACACGCCUUGUAUAGGGGUGAUCAUUUCUCCUUAUAACUACGAAACGCCUUCGCUGGAAUCGAGCAUAAUUACAUAUUGGGUAAUACCACCGCCUGAAUCGAAACCCAACGAGUACGGUCGUCCGAUGUUAAUGUCCUACAGCGUUGUACAAGACUGCGUUGUAUCGCCUCACAUCAAAGACGAGAUGAAAAAAUGCGUGGAAUACUACAAAAAGGAGCCGGAUUUCGUAAAUUUCACCGAUCGGUAUAUCGGCAACACUUGCUACAUCGAUAAAUUAAGAACCACGUUGAUGUCGAAGUUUCCGCGCGAAGAGAGCGAAACCUCGCUGUGGAAAUUCGUGAAGGAGUGUUUGGGUCUACCUUUAGAAGAAAAAGAACCAUUGAUUAGUAUACCGACGGUAUCGAAACCGAGCCAGUACUACCCGACGUUUUCCACGCCGUCCAGCUUAUCGUCUAGUUACAUGUUACCGUCUGAUAUUUCGAAUAUUUUGUACAGUUCGGGUAAAUUCCCCAGCGCCACCAGUCUGUUGGGCCUGCCCGAUCCAAUGGCGCAUAGCACGCUCGCAGCGAAUAACAUGUUCCUGCAAUCGAAUUUGUUCAAGAUGCAGGAAUUGUUCAAGCCGUUCUCGACGAGCAGCCCGUUAGCGCCGCCGCCGCCGCCGCCGCGCGGGAAAUCCGAAAAAUCCCGUUCGAACGCCUCCUCCUCUUCCUCUUUAAAAAUACCCAAUGAUACAAAAUUCCCGAAGCCCGAUUUCACAGCGAGCUACUACAGCUCGAAGCAGCCCAAAAUCGAUUACAGUUCGCACGAAUUCACCAUGCCCAAGAUACCCAAGGAGUUUUCGAUGACCGAUUACAUCUCGCAAUUGGGCAAGGCGACGGUGACGAAGCCGGAGUACCUCAUGCCCGAUUUGAGCAGCUUCAACAAGCAUUUGAACGAUUUCAAUUUGAGCUUGGGUAGGAAGAGGGAGAGCGGCGAGAAGCCGUCGAAGGCGCCUAAAUUGAGCUAUCCCAGCGGGAUGUUGGAUUUGAGCUACGACGCGAAGAAGAGCCAGGGGAAUUUCGUUGGCGAUAUUCCGACUGAUUUGAGUGUGAGUGCUAAGAGUAAAGUAGAGGAGGCGGAGAGUAAACCGUUGAAUUUGAGCGCGGGUUAAGUUUGAGAUUCGAAAUAUUAUGGAGCAUUUCUAGCGAAGUACCUCAAAAUCGAAUGAUUAAUUCAGUAGGUACUGUUGCGUUUGGGUUGAUUUUAGUCUUACUGUUUGUAAACUUUCAAUAAAAUGUGUAAAGGCGACGCCGAUCUAAAAUGCGACAAAACGAAAAGUUGAUUGUAAAGAGAUGUUUAUAAUUUAUGUAUUAUAAUUUAAAUGUGAUAUUUUCAAUACUAUUUAUUUCUUUUUUUUUUUUAUUUACAGAGACUGAAUUUUAUGUGUUUUAUACGUUUUAAUUUAUCUCACUGUAUUAUAUGGCUUUUUUUUACCGAAUUUUUUUUACAGGCUGUAAAUAAUUACUCGAAAAAUACAAUUUUUUUAUUCUUUUAAACCGCAUUUGAUUC